Messenger RNA from Monopterus albus (swamp eel), 1615 nucleotides. It is a transcript of the gene cd74b, whose product is annotated as CD74 molecule, major histocompatibility complex, class II invariant chain b. The record is from RefSeq and is a predicted model, not a curated record. The coding region runs from base 133 to 747 and encodes 204 amino acids. NCBI's taxonomy places the organism in Eukaryota, Metazoa, Chordata, Actinopteri, Synbranchiformes, Synbranchidae. The transcript has 8 exons. Gene Ontology annotation, molecular function: MHC class II protein binding; macrophage migration inhibitory factor binding. Gene Ontology annotation, biological process: antigen processing and presentation; immune response; intracellular protein transport. Gene Ontology annotation, cellular component: membrane.
CUGCUUUCAGUUCCUUCUCGCUCUCCUCUCAGCAGCCAUAAAGGUAAAAGUCCUUAAACUGCCACUGAUAUUUGUGAAACGGCAUUUAACCUGACCUGAAAGAAGGAAUUACUUUUGUCUGUUUGUGUGAAGAUGUCAGACCCCGAGACCUCAUACCAGCCCCUCAUCGGAGCUCCCAGCCAGCAGACAGGCAUCAAUGUAGGAGCACCACCACAGGGUGGCCGCAACACCCGGGCCUAUAAGGUGGCAGGUUUAACCCUGCUCGCCUGCGUCCUGAUUGUGGGUCAGGCAAUGGUCGCCUACUUCCUCCUUAGCCAGAAGAACGACCUCAAAUCUCUGCAAGAGCAGAAUGACAACAUGAGGGCAGAGAUGACAAGGGGAAGAUCUGUUUCUGUGCCGGUGCGGAUGCACCUUCCCAUGAACGCCUUGCCUGAGUUGACGGUUGACCCUAUGGAUGAGGAGGCGUCCGCCGGAACCCCAGAGAAAGCUGUCCCUAUGCAGGGCACCAAAUGCCAGAUGGAGGCCGCUGGUGUGAAGCCUGUGCAGGUGCCAGGUUUCCUCCCUAAGUGUGACGAGCGCGGCCUCUAUCGGGCCCAGCAGUGUUACAUGGGACAGUGCUGGUGUGCGGACCCAGUCAAUGGGAAUCAGAUCCCUGGAUCCCUGGGCAAUGGACCAGGCAGAUGCAGAGCAGCUGUCCCUGCUGGCGUCAUGAGCAAUACGCUGGCUCUGUCUGAAGAUGAUGCCUGAUACUCUGGUGAGCUGAUGAAAUCUCCUUCGGAGUCCAGCAGCAGCUCAACUUCAAAUCAUGACAUCUUGCAACUUCGUCAACUUAUAAUAAUCUUAUUCGUAACACUGGGGUUUUAUAUACUGCUCAUAAAUGAAUUAAUUAUAACCACCUGUAUGCUUGCUUUCAUUAUUACUAUGUGGACAGAGGUAACCUUUCCUAUUGAUUACAUACCAUCUGUCAGUUUUUUAAUGGCUAGUGAAAGUUAAGGAAUUUAAGGGUCCUGUGUUACUGCUUAUGGCUGUUUUACUCAAAUUUUGUCUCAUGUUACUUUGGUAAGAAGUUAUGGGAUGCCUGUAGAGAUUCUCAGUCCUCCAGGUCAUGGUACAUCCAGAGUCCUAAAGUUGGCACCUGGACUCGGUUGAGGUUCUUGAAGACGUCUCCACAGAUGUUAAAUACCCAUAACUCCUCACUGGUCAGUCAUAACUGAAGAUGCUUCUCACUUGAGAAGCGAAAUGUCUUCAAGAACCUCAAGCAAGUCCAGUCUCCAACCUUAGCGCUUUGGAUAAGUUAUGGGUUGUUUGAGGACCACAGUGGCUCAAAGGUAACAUAAUGAAGCAACAGUGCAAUAUAACAGGAUGUUGUGCAGAAGGCAAUUAUUAAUAUAAUAUACUACUAUAGUCAGUUUUUUUCUGUUCACUGCAAUUUACAUUAUGUUUCUCAUUGCUUUGGAUAAAUAGCAUGGAUCUGUGAACAUUUGGCCAAAAAUAAAAGGAUAAAACUGUGAUUAAAAGUACCAUCACACAUUUGGGCACAUUCAGGAACUGAAACAAUUGUGAACUGUAUUUUGCUCAUUUAUUGGAACAACCCAAAUAAACCUACUAAACUCAA